Rhododendron vialii is the source of this 1768-nucleotide messenger RNA. RefSeq names its product psbQ-like protein 3, chloroplastic. Gene Ontology annotation, biological process: photosynthetic electron transport chain; photosynthesis. Gene Ontology annotation, molecular function: calcium ion binding. The coding region runs from base 255 to 818 and encodes 187 amino acids. The record is from RefSeq and is a predicted model, not a curated record. Gene Ontology annotation, cellular component: extrinsic component of membrane; photosystem II; chloroplast. The transcript has a single exon. Lineage: Eukaryota; Viridiplantae; Streptophyta; Magnoliopsida; Ericales; Ericaceae.
CCGGGUGUUAUCUGGUUUGCAGUUAGCUCUCGAUGGAGAAAAACAUGACUCUGAUUGAAGAUGUUUUAUUGCAAAUAGGGAUAGAACAAUUUCCUGGAAAACAGAAGAAAAAUGUUCCAUAAAACUUAGAAUAUAGGGAAAUAGCUUCCUGUCAACUCCCUUUUAUUCUAGGCCAUAAACCCACCGCAUAAAACAAGUAAAAGAUAAGGUUUUGUUCUUCUAGUCACCAGUGGCACACAAAACCUAGCAGAGGUAUGGCAUUACAAGCACCAAACUUACCCUUAAAACCCAACCCAAACAACCCCUUUCCACCCAUCCCAUCCCAUUUGAGACCCUCUUCCCACCAUCAAAAAACACCCCAAAAAGUUGUCCCAAAACACCAUCUUCUCACCAGAAGAUCCAUAUCAACCGCACUGUUUGGUUCCCUACUUUUCGAUUCGAAACGAGCGAAUGCAACGUUUGAUUUCGGGGUCACAACUCCUGACCAGACGGUAGAGGAGGCAGAGAGUGGAAUCAGGUACCAUGCACAGAGUUUGUUGCAAGUGAAAGACUUGUUUGAGUCAUCAUCUUCCACAGAGUUGUGGAAAGAAGCCCAGAAGGCCCUGCGGAAGAGGGCUUCGUAUCUGAAACAGGAUAUUUACACCAUAAUACAGAGUAAGCCCGGGAGUGAAAGGCCUCAGCUGAGGAAAUUGUACACUUUUCUGUUCAACAAUGUAACUGAACUGGAUUACGCGGCGAGGGAUAAGGACACGACGCGUGUGUGGGAAUGUUACGGGAACAUUGCUGUGGCUGUUAAUGACAUCUUGUCUAGAAUAUAAUGCAACAGAGCAAUUGCCUAUUCAAAUUGACAUGCCAGUCUGUUUUCAGAUAUAUGUUAUCGUGUUAUUUCUAACAUAACGCGAUUGUCAAGCUUGUCUCUUCUUUUUUGUGUCAAGAGUUUGAUACAUUAGUCAUAGAGCACUGCUAAGGACACACGUGUCAGGAAGGAGCCGUCCGAUGCGCGUGCCUCCCACACACGAUGCACGUGGGACUCACCCACAUUGAAUGGUUUCGGACACAUUUUGUGACAAAACAUUCUCCUAGUUUAUGCUAUGACUGCAAUUAGUUCAUUGUCGGCAUACUGAAUUUAUCAUUUUUGCCUAUGGAAAGUAGAUUUAGAAUCCAAUCCCUUUCUCCUUUGUGCUGAAUUGCUUUGCAACUGACAAGCAUGUGAGUUGGCCGUGGCAUCUGAGCAAAUUCAAUUUUGUGCUACUGCAAGGACCAAACAAAAGGGAUAGACCAAACUAAAGGGAUGCAGCUUGGUCUCCUUGUUAAACUUCACUGUUUUUACACUGCUAUUCAUAUGUAAGUGAAAUUUCAGUGAGACUAAUGGAAUUCAGAUCUGUUUUCUCUAUUGAUUUUUCCUAACAUCUCUCCCUCAGAAUGCAUGUCUUUGGUCGAUGGCACAUUCUGGGUUUCAAAUUACUACAUUCGAAAGGAAAACAAAUGUCAUUCUAUUCUCAUUGUGCAACUAAAGAAUUUCACAAAAGGCAAUGAAAAUUGAAGACCGAUAAUGCUAACGCCAUACACAAACCAUGAGUAGCUACUUUAACUUGACUUUUGCAAAUCGGAUACAAAAUUUGAAGCAGCAAAAGCAGCCGAUCCCCCCACCACCGAAACCAAAGCAAUCAAAACUUGCAACACCACUUCCCAAGGGUAGUCCUCAGGCACCAGAUACACACAAGAAGGGCCCACCACCAGCAAACCCAAGCUGAGGCUGAACAGGGCC